This is a messenger RNA of Lycium ferocissimum, 573 nucleotides long. RefSeq lists its product as uncharacterized. The record is from RefSeq and is a predicted model, not a curated record. The transcript is spliced from 2 exons. Lineage: Eukaryota; Viridiplantae; Streptophyta; Magnoliopsida; Solanales; Solanaceae. Bases 1 to 573 code for a protein of 190 amino acids.
AUGUUAGAAAUGCUAUUAACAUGCACUCAGUUAGUAGUAGCUCAGGCCCAGCGUCAGGAAUCUGGAUUGAGUUUAGGGAAUAAUGAAGAGUCUUCUAAGAAUAAGGACUUUCUCAAGAUGAAUCCCCCAGUCUUCAAGGGAAUAAAGAAAGACGAGGACCCUCAGGAUUACAUUGAUGCCCUCCAGAAAAUUUUUAGGGUCAUAGCAUCACGGAGGCGGGCGGCUACUUUUGGAGCUUAUCAGCUGCAAGGGGAGGAUGCACCUGAUGCUACAUGGGAUGAAUUUGCAAGCGCAUUCCUGGAUCACUUCAUGCUAAUAGAAGUCAAAGAAGCUAAGGCAGAGCAAUUUCUGAAGCUUAAGCAGAAUGGCAGGUCAGUUCAGGACUACUAUUUAGAAUUUGUUAGUCUGGCUAAGCAUGCUCCACUUAUAAUACCGGACAUGAGGGCAAGAGUGAGGAGGUUCGUUUAUGGUCUUGAUCCCCACUUGUAUGAUGGGGCCAAUAUUGCUUCACAGAACAGGGAGAUGACUACUCCAAGAUGGUUGCUUUCGUACAAGGGAACGAGACAAUGCUAA